CCCCAAUGACCGGCAGCUCGCCCUGCGUGCCAAGCUGCAGACAGGCUGGUCUGUGCACACAUACCAGACGGAGAAGCAGAGGAAGAGCCAGUGCCUCAGCCCCACCGAGGUGGACACCAUCCUGCAGGAGGCUGGUGGAGCGGCUGGAGACCAUGAGGCGCAAUGUGCUGGGGAACGGCCUCUCCCAGUGCCUGCUCUGUGGGGAGUUGCUGGGCUUCCUAGGCAGCUCAUCUGUGUUCUGCAAAGACUGCAGGAAGAAAGUCUGCACCAAAUGUGGGAUCGAGGCUUCCCCUGGCCAGAAGCGGCCCCUGUGGCUGUGUAAGAUCUGCAGUGAGCAGAGAGAGGUCUGGAAGAGGUCGGGGGCCUGGUUCUACAAAGGGCUCCCUAAGUACAUCCUGCCUCUGAAGACCCCAGGCCAGGCUGAUGACCCUCACUUGCGGCCCCAGCCCCUGGAGCCAACCCAGCAGGAACCUAGAAGCACUGAGACCAGUCGUGUCUACACCUGGGCUCGAGGGAGAGGUAAGGCCCAGCCCCUUCUCUCCUGGGGCAGCACUGCAUGUUCUCCCGGUGGUCAGCAGAGCAUGGCCUCACCUCCAGAAGACUUAGACAGGCACUUCCUUCCUUCCUCCCUGUGCCCUCAGCUGUCUACACUCCUGCACACACAAGGUGCCUGAACCUCAGCUGACAGUGGAAGGGGACUUUGCAUGAACAAGCAGGAAUUUGAGGUUGAGGAUGCCAUCAACAUACUAUGGUCCUUUGUAGAAACAUGUUGUCCAUUGAGGUCUUUUUUUUUUUCCCCAAAGUGUGAAUCGAUGCCUUUCCCAGAAGGGCCUGUGCCUGCUCUUCUGGGCGAAUGUCUUGCAUCUCAGCAAGGGAGCACUCUCAGGUCCCAGGUUCUAGUGAACAAGGUGGCUCUGUGACCAGGACCCCUAGGUAUUUGUGGUAGCUCACUGAGGUGCAUGCAUCCCAGGGGACCCCAUCAGAAGGAGCGUUUUACUCCACUUAGUAGUAACAGUGGGACUUGGUGUGGUGGGUGGUUCCCCCCAGUUUGUAUGAUGCUGUGAUGUUUGCUAUUUCAGUCUCACAAAAGGCGAUGCAGGGCUGGUGCAACAGCUCAGUUGGAUAGUGCACUGCUUUGUCAUGCACACAACACAGGUUCAAGCCCAAUACCCACCACAUUGAAUAAAG
Erinaceus europaeus (western European hedgehog) is the source of this 1188-nucleotide messenger RNA. It is a transcript of the gene RPH3AL, whose product is annotated as rabphilin 3A like (without C2 domains). Gene Ontology annotation, molecular function: small GTPase binding. NCBI's taxonomy places the organism in Eukaryota, Metazoa, Chordata, Mammalia, Eulipotyphla, Erinaceidae. Gene Ontology annotation, biological process: intracellular protein transport. Bases 6 to 674 code for a protein of 222 amino acids. The transcript has 5 exons. The record is from RefSeq and is a predicted model, not a curated record.